CGCCCCCUCCGCGCUCUCCUGUUGAAGUUGUUAUUGUUUAUGUCAGACUCUUGAUCGAGGAAGUGAUAAAAAACACGACCACUGUCAGCCCGCAGCUUUUCAGGGACGUUAUGAGAUAUAGGAUCAUUGCCCCGAAACAUAUGUUAACACGGGGGUUCAUAAAUUCAUGGAGCUGCGCAGCGGCACACAGGGGACAAUAAGGAGCCUCCGGCGGGGCUGCAAGCGAGCCGAGCCGCCCAGCGCACACAUGAGGCGGGAUGUGGGUAAAGUUCUGCGGCCGCUGCCCGUGGAGACCAACGAUGAAGAUGAGGAGCUCAUGGAGGAACGGGACUGUUUCUCCACGGGCUUCCUCAGGCAUGACAUUCUCCAUCCCGCGAUGUUCUUCAAGACGCCUCGGUACAGCUUGAUCCGGGAGGUGGGUCGCGGGAGCUACGGUGUGGUGUACGAGGCCGUCGCCCGCAGGUCCGGAGCCCGCGUGGCCGUGAAGAAGCUCCGCUGCGACGCGCCCGAGAAAGUGGAGCUGGCGCUGGCCGAGUUCUGGGCCCUGGCGAGCCUGGAGAAGAAGCACGAGAAUGUGGUGCAGCUGGAGGAGUGCGUGCUGCAAAGAAACGGCAUGGCACAGAAAAUGAGCCAUGGGAACAAACGAAACAAGCAGUAUUUGAGAUUAGUGGAAACUUCACUGAAAGGUGAGCGUAUCUUGGGCUGCCCAGAGGAAUCGUGUUAUCUUUGGUUUGUUAUGGAGUUCUGUGACGGCGGGGACCUCAACCAGUACAUCCUCUCGCGGCGGCCUGACCCACGGACCAACCGUAGUUUCAUGAAGCAGAUGACCAGCGCUGUGGCCUUCCUCCAUAAGAACAACAUCGUGCACCGGGACCUCAAACCAGACAACAUUCUCAUCUCGCAGAAAUCCGGCAGUCCGGUCAUCAAGGUCGCCGACUUCGGCCUCAGCAAGGUUUGCGCGGGGCUCAGCUGCAUGGAGAGCGAAGCCGACAACCAGGUUAACAAAAACAUGGUGAACAUUAACAAAUUCUGGCUGUCGUCAGCGUGCGGCUCGGACUUCUACAUGGCUCCGGAGGUGUGGGAGGGACACUACACCGCCAAGGCGGACAUUUUUGCACUCGGCAUCAUCAUUUGGGCCAUGAUCGAACGGAUCACGUUUAUCGACGCCGAGUCCAAGCGAGAGCUCCUCGGCACAUAUGUUCGCCAGGGAACCGAGAUCGUCCCGGUGGGUGAGGCCUUGCUGGAGAACCCGAAGAUGGUCCUGAACAUCCCACAGAAGACGCGGAGCAUCAUGUCUGAAGGCGUGAAGCGGCUUCUGCAGGACAUGUUGGCGGUCAACCCACAGGACCGACCCGACGCCUUUCAGUUGGAGGUUAGAAUGGACCACGUCACAUGUGCGGCGUAAGCCAACCCGAUUGGCCGAAACAAGCACGCAACUUUCAGGUUUGCAGAGUAGGAUUGUAAACCGAUGGAAAUGGAAAAGGGACAGCGGAUCCUGGAACUGUGAAUUUCGUUUUGUGACCGCUUCCAAAGAGCAGAAGUGAAAUCAAAUGACUUGACACCUAUAUUUAAGACCCCUCAUAAGGAAAUGCUAUGCAGGGUUUUUUUUUUAUUAUUAUUAUUAUUAACACGCUUUUUCUACUUCGGUGUGUUGGAUUCCUGAUGCAAGUCUUCCAAACUGACCAUGUGUUUCUCCUGCUCAGAUCUCACCAGCAAUGAUUUCACGUCCCUCUCGUUCUCUGCUGUGACUGUGCUGUUGUUUUGGACCAGUCCUCAAAAAAACAUUUCCGGUCUGCAUCUCUUACCAGACAGUAUAGAUGUAAAUAGGUAGAUGUAGACAAUGCAGCAGUAGGAUCGAUCGAAUGUUGUUGAAUGCUGUAGAAUAUUCACAGAAAAACAGAGAAGGAAGUUAUUAUAAAGCUCACGGCCGUGAAGACAUUCUGUGAAUGGUAUAAUGUGAAUGACUGUCUCUCCUGUAGGUCUGAAUGUUUCUGACCCGAACAACAGCACCUCGUAAAAAAAAAAAUCACCUUUGUGCCUUACUUUUACAUUUUUGUGUUUGGAUUAGUUCUUGUUAUUAUUUAAUUUUUUUUAUUCUCCUUUUUUUUUUUAUUCUUUUUUUAAAUUUUGUUUUAUUCAAAAUGUCACCAUUUUAGUUUAAAAUUAUAGUUCUCUUAAAGUAUUUGCAACAAAACUAUAUAUAUAUA
This is a messenger RNA of Cyprinus carpio (common carp), 2207 nucleotides long. RefSeq names its product serine/threonine-protein kinase 35-like. NCBI's taxonomy places the organism in Eukaryota, Metazoa, Chordata, Actinopteri, Cypriniformes, Cyprinidae. The transcript has 3 exons. Gene Ontology annotation, biological process: positive regulation of autophagy; peptidyl-serine phosphorylation; autophagy. The record is from RefSeq and is a predicted model, not a curated record. Gene Ontology annotation, cellular component: autophagosome; cytoplasm. Gene Ontology annotation, molecular function: ATP binding; protein serine/threonine kinase activity. Bases 167 to 1405 code for a protein of 412 amino acids.